Tricharina praecox is the source of this 2371-nucleotide messenger RNA. RefSeq lists its product as uncharacterized. Gene Ontology annotation, cellular component: nucleus. Gene Ontology annotation, molecular function: zinc ion binding; DNA-binding transcription factor activity, RNA polymerase II-specific; transcription cis-regulatory region binding. The record is from RefSeq and is a predicted model, not a curated record. Lineage: Eukaryota; Fungi; Ascomycota; Pezizomycetes; Pezizales; Pyronemataceae. The transcript is spliced from 2 exons. Gene Ontology annotation, biological process: regulation of DNA-templated transcription. Bases 128 to 2371 code for a protein of 747 amino acids.
CAAAAUUAGACUCAUCACACUAUCUACCACUACCGACCGUACUUUACAUAACACCGACCCAACUUGCCCGCGAUUUGCAAAAACAACGCCAGCCAGCCAGCCAGCUCGCAAGCCAGCCCGCCCAGCUAUGUCUUCAACGACGCCGGUCGCACAAUCCACAUCCACAUCCACACCGCAAGCCGACCACAGUCCAUUAUCGCCUCCUGGGCCACCUCCUUCCGCGACGGGAAGCACCCGCAAAGCAUGUGAUUCCUGCCGGCUGUCCAAGUCGCGCUGCGAAUCGGCCGCGCCGAACGACGCCGUGUGCAACCGCUGCAAGAAGACGGGGAGAAAAUGUGUCUUUGGCGAGCGCAGCCGGCGCAGGAAGCGCGCAAAGACCGAUAGUGGGGACGAGGCCGGCGGGGAGUCGGGCUCCGGAGAGAGGGAUAAGGUUUCGCGAUUGGAGAAGAAAGUUAGCAUUCUGGAGGCACGACUGGGAGCCGGAGCUAGUGGGGCGGGGAGGGACGGCGGCGAUGAUGGUACAGAGAGGUUCCGAACACCUCCAGCGAGUACUACCGCUCCGCCGCCAUCGGUGUCGCCGUCCGACGCCCCGCACCAUUUGACGAAUCCGCUGUACUUCUUUACGGACCGGCUACAGCGGAAUGGGACGUCGAAACCGUCCGGCCCUGCGCCGCCAGAUGUGUUGGCUCGCCAGGUGCUCACCCUCGAAACGGCGACGACGCUGUAUACGCAUUUCAUUUCGUCGAUGCUCCCGCACUUCCCGUUCUUUACCGCCUCGUCGUCAAUGAACGCCUGCCGCGAGGACAAGCCGUUGCUGUUCCUGACUAUGCUCUCCGCCGCGGCGGCGUCCAGUGGCGCGUCGGAGUUGCAUGCUACGCUACUCGAGGAGGUAUAUGCUACGCUUGCAGCCCGGAUUCUGCACUCUGGCGAUAAGAACCUCGAGCUCGUGCAGGCCAUCAUCACCACCGUGACGUGGUACCACCCGCCCGCGUCGAUCGACCAGAGUCGGCUAUGGAUGUUGACUAUGCAAGCUGCGGCGAUGGCAGUGGAGCUGGACUUGGGGAUUGCGGCGGAAAUAGAUGCUGUACGUGCGCUGCUCGUGUGUUACUCCUGCAAUGGAAGCAUCAGCAUUGUCCUCCGCCGCCCGUUGUUUUUGCGCUGGGGGAGAAGGAUCGAGGAUGCGCUUGAGCGCGUGUUGAAAUGUGGUCGGGACAGUGAUCGAGUACUGGAAGUGUAUAUCCGGUUAGUCAAGCACGUCGAGGAAGCAGUCUGUGCUUGCGGCGUCCUGGAUGGCGGUAGAGUAUCCAUCUCUGGCGCCAGUCUAGCAUGGACACUCGACGCGGCGGAAAAACGCGUAUCAGCGACGUGGGCCAAGCUCGAGCGCACCAGUAGCACCUGGGGCCUCGCACGAACCAGCCUCGACAUCGCACACCAUGGCGCCGUCCUCCAAGUCUUCUCCGUCCUCUUUGAAGCCAGCAACUCCGACCUCAUCCUUCUCCCCGCCAAUGCCCACCUCCUCUCCAACGCCCACCGCACACUCGACGUAUUCCUCGCCACGCCCGCAGAACAUCUCCGCUGCGCACCAUUCCACGUCUUCGCACGCGCCGCAAAUGCCUGCAGCGCGCUCCUCUGCUUCGCCGCUCGCGAGCGCAAGGCCGAAAAAACCAUCGAGCAUCUCAAGCUGCCGUACUACCUCGAAACCCUCAUCUCCCGUCUCCGCCGGCUUCUUGAGUUAGGCGGCGGGAGCAAGACCAUGGUCAUGUCCCUGGCCCUCGCGGACGGAAUGCGCCUGUACUUUCGCGCGAACCUGGCGUCUCCAGCGAAGGAGGAGGAACACGAAGAGGAAGCCGUCGCCGCGGCAGAGAUCCUCUGCGGUACGCCUGCCGCUUCCGCCGCAACUUUCCCCACCGCCGCACCGCCGCCCGCCAUGCAGCACCAGUACCCUCCGCCGGGUGCAGGGCUGAGUCCCAGUGUAGGGUAUAGCAUGCCCACACCACCCGACCACCAGCAACACCAGCUGCCACAGCAGCACCAGCAGCAACAACAGCCACAGCAACAACAACACCAGCAGUCGCACCAGCAGCAACAGCAACAGCAACAACAGCAGGGGAUCUUCCCGGAACCAAUGGUAUACGACCAGUCCGGCAUCAUGAGCUCGCAGGCGCUGGAUGCGUUCUUGGCUGGCGUGGACGGUCAGAUCAUGAUGGGCGGUAUUGGCGCGCCGGGGCUGGACCAGGGCUUUCCGGGAUUCGGAACAGGGAAUGAAACGGGUGCUUGGGGAGGCGGCGGGAGUGGUGGCGUGUGGGGGUGGGGGUUAAAUGGUGGAGGUGGUGGGAAUGGGGGUGGGGGGCAGGGUUAUGCAUGGGUUUAG